AUGACAAAACCAAGGUUAUCUCUCUUUUCACUUCCUACUGAAACACUCCUUCAAAUUAUUUCCUUUCUUGGUUCUGCACAUCUUAAACAACUUUCACUUACUAGUCGUUCCUUACAUUCUCUUACCCCCAACUAUCUUUUCAAAACUGUAGUUGUUUACAAUAUUUCACGUUUCUUUUUACAAAAACUAGUACCAAAAUAUGGUCAACAUUUUAGAACUUUGAACGUUCAAGGUCGAGCUUCUCAAGAAUUUAUAGAUCAACUGGCCGCUUUAUUAAAAAUAUUAGACGAUUACUGUGAUCGCCUCGAAAAUUUUAAUAUUAUUGUGUUAGAACAAAAACCCGGACUAUUAGAAAUUAAUGCACCCUGCUUUAGUCAAAGUCUUUAUAGAUAUAGAUCCAAAUCUUUAAAAUUAACAUGUUCCGCUCAAUUAAUUACUUUUUUGGAUUCAUCGGAUUUAGGUCUAUUGGUACAUGCAGUAAUUCAAUCAGUUUGGUCAUUAAAUCAUUAUACUGAAAUAUAUGGUUCCCAAAUUACAAGGGCUCGUUUAUCUUUUGAAGGUUUAUCUGAUGUUUGGGUAUUAGAAUUAUUUAAUAAUUGUCCUAAUUUACAAGAAUUGGUUUUAGAAAGAAAAUAUUUAGAUGAUAAUAUUGAAAUAACUGAUGCUACUUUGAAAGGUUUAUGUGAUCUUUCAAAUACUUUAAAAUCACUCUCUUUCAUUUCAGAAUGUAACUCUCCUGUUACAGAAUAUUUUACUCCUGCUGGUUGGAAACGAAUGUUAAUCGGCACCCCUAAUUUAGAAAAGUUGGAUAUUUCAGGGCUUGAUUUGUACUUUACUGCUAAUCUAUUACCUUUAAUUGCUGUUCAUUAUAGAUCUCGACCUUUAUGUUAUAUUACAGAUGACGUUAUUAGAUGUUUAGCUAUGUAUUCUCCAGGAUUAAUUAGAUUAUGUUUAAAUGGUGAUUUACUUAAUAAUAGAAAAUUAUCUUUAGAUCUUAUUGAAAAACGUCUUGUAAAUUUGGAAACUUUUUAUACUUGGAAUUUAAUACCAGAGAAAUGGCCUAAUGGUUUAUAUGAAAGAUUUGGAAAAUUAAGAAAUGAAUAUAAUCUUAUUUCAUAUUUAAGACGUGCUAGUGUUGAUAGUCAAAUACGCAACAGGUCACGUCGCGUUUUUUCUAUCAAGAAACAUGGUCAAUUGAUUAUUAUAGCCAUAUUUUUCUUAAUUUCUUAUUAUUUUACAAUCCAGGGGGAAAUUAAGUAA
This is a messenger RNA of Funneliformis caledonium, 1260 nucleotides long. The record is from the annotation of a GenBank genome assembly. Lineage: Eukaryota; Fungi; Glomeromycota; Glomeromycetes; Glomerales; Glomeraceae.